Messenger RNA from Peromyscus leucopus (white-footed mouse), 572 nucleotides. It is a transcript of the gene Csta, whose product is annotated as cystatin A. The transcript is spliced from 3 exons. Gene Ontology annotation, molecular function: cysteine-type endopeptidase inhibitor activity. Gene Ontology annotation, cellular component: cytosol. Lineage: Eukaryota; Metazoa; Chordata; Mammalia; Rodentia; Cricetidae. The record is from RefSeq and is a predicted model, not a curated record. The coding region runs from base 198 to 494 and encodes 98 amino acids.
AACUCCACUCAGCGUUUCCUCUCAGGGAGGCACUAAGACUUGCCGGAGGCCACACUCAUUCCCUCCGUCCCUCAGCUAUUGGGAAGCUAAUACAGUAUAUAGGAGGAGUUUAUGGGCACCUUUAAAACCCUGAGUCUCUGGGUUUGCCUGAUCAUAUCUUCUCUGCAUCCUGCCCAGUGAAGAAGCCAGUCACCAGAAUGAUCCCCGGAGGCUUGACAGAGGCCAGACCUGCCACUCCAGAAAUCCAGGAGAUUGCUGACCAGGUCAGAGCACAGCUUGAAGAGAAAACCAAUGAGAAAUAUGAAAAAUUCGAAGCCGUCGAGUACAAAACUCAAGUCGUCGCAGGAAUCAAUUAUUUCAUUAAGGUGGAUGUAGGCGAUGGUCAUUACGCGCACUUGAAAGUCUUUGAAGGUCUUCCUGGAAAAAAUGAGGGUUUGGAACUUAGUGGUUACCAGACUAACAAAACCAAGGAUGAUGAACUGACCUACUUCUAAGCAGCAAACACUAAAGUGACCUGAUUCCUCUCACUGUAAAGAGAUGCGGUCAUCAAUAAAGAAGUGUUCUUCAAAUAA